Messenger RNA from Electrophorus electricus (electric eel), 1446 nucleotides. Lineage: Eukaryota; Metazoa; Chordata; Actinopteri; Gymnotiformes; Gymnotidae. The record is from RefSeq and is a predicted model, not a curated record.
AUGGAGUCAUUGUCUGCACUACAGGGAGUGAGUGGGGGAGCAGAGCCCAGGAGCGCUAUGGCAAUCAGGCCCUCUCUCCAGGCCGAGAGGAUGAGAGGAGAUGUGCGUGCAGGGGGCCAGGGGGUCCAGGGGGGCCUUGGCGCUUGGCUCAGAGUGCUACACUCCUCCCGCCCAGUGCUUCAUUUCAUGUCUACAGAAGUGGCCACUCAAAGAGUGAUUAGAGCAUUGGCAGCUCUGUGUGCUCUUUGGCUUCUUGGAGGCGUUGUUGUUGGUGUGUGGUACAUUGUCAAACUGUUUUUAAAGCCUACCUCAACUCAGAGUCCUACAGGGCUGGAGGACACCAAAGACACCCCCUUUUGCAACGUGUCAGAGGACACGGCUGCGACUGACCCCAGGAAAGUGUUUUACAGGAUCAGCGGCGAGAACUCUUUGCUAGAGAUCCGGUUGGAGAAGCUGCAGGCCUGGAUGCCUGUGUGCUAUGAGCGCUGGAACACCUCGCUAGGAAUGCUGGUGUGUCGUCAGCUGGGCUAUAUGAGAUUAACCGACCACAAAGGGGUGAAUUUGACUGACGUUGGCCCAAACUACACAGAUGGAUUUGUUCAAAUUACCUCAGAGCACCAAAACAGUCUAGAUAGUUUAUGGCAGUUCAGGGGCAGUUGCAGCACAGGAAGGGUGAUAGCUUUGAAAUGUUUUGAGUGUGGUACCAGGGCAAAGCUGUCAAGAAUAAUUGGGGGUGUUGAGGCUGCACCGGGCAGCUGGCCCUGGCAAGUGAGCCUGUACUACAACAACCGCCAUACCUGUGGAGGAGCCAUCAUCACCAGCCAGUGGGUCCUCACAGCUGCACACUGUGUCCACGAUUACAGGCUACCUCAGGCGUCCAGCUGGGCCGUCUAUGCUGGGACUGUAACACACAAUCCGGCUAAAGUGGCCAAGCAGUCUGUUUACGCUGUGGAGAAAAUCAUCUACAAUAAGAACUACAGCCACAGGAGUCAUGACAGUGAUAUCGCGCUGAUGAAGUUGAGGACUCCGUUCAAUUUUUCAGACACCAUCAGGCCUGUAUGUCUACCACAGUAUGACCACGAGUUUCCUGGAGGAACAGAGUGCUGGAUUUCUGGCUGGGGAUACACCCAUCCUGACAACAUUCAUAUUCCUGACACUCUAAAAGAGGCUCCAGUGCCCUUGAUAAGCACAAAGAAAUGCAACAGCUCCUGUAUGUACAAUGGAGAGGUGACCCCUCGCAUGCUCUGCGCUGGAUAUGCAGAGGGAAAAGUGGAUGCCUGUCAGGGCGACAGUGGAGGGCCUCUGGUUUGUCAGGACGAUAACGUAUGGAGGCUGGUUGGAAUUGUUAGUUGGGGGACAGGCUGUGCUGAGCCCAACCACCCAGGCGUAUACACCAAGGUAGCUGAGUUUUUAGGGUGGAUCUUUGACACGGUAGAGACCUACUAA